CAUUUUGAACCAAGUCUUCACACGACUUUCUAUAAUUAUGGAACCGAGUGUUCUAAGUUGGCCUUCUUAAACAAUGUCAAACUCUCAGGAGAGAAACAUGGAACAGAGCUCCAAGCAAACAAAAGAAGAAUCCUCAUCGGGUAAUAAUGAUCAUAAUAAUAUUGUUUCUAAGGACGAUGAUUGUAUCACAAUAAUCACAGAGACUACCACCAUUAAUAAUCCAACCGAUCCAUGUCCAAGGUUACCUAUUGAGAUCCACAAAGUUUGUUUACCACCCCAUACAACCUUUCUUCAGAAACUUAAACACCGACUGUUCGAGAUUUUCUUCCCAGAUGACCCUCUUUCUAUAUUCAGAAACCAUACAUUGUAUGGAAAACUUGUUGUAGGUGUUCAAUACGUGUUCCCCCUAUUCCAUUGGGUGCCUACCUACAAUUUCAAGCUCUUUGGUUCUGAUCUUAUCUCUGGAAUCACCAUUGCUAGCUUGGCCAUCCCACAGGGAAUUAAUUAUGCCUCACUUGCAAAUCUGCCUCCUAAAAUUGGAUUGUAUUCAAGCUUUGUCCCACCGUUGCUAUAUUCUCUUUUUGGGAGUUCUAGACAUCUGGCUGUAGGUCCAACCUCCUCGGUAUCUUUGGUGAUGGGGAUAAUGCUAAGCCAAAUGGUUUCUUUUAUAAACGAACCAGAUCUCCACCUCAAGCUUGCAUUUACUUCCACCUUUUUUGCUGGAUUAUUUCAAGCUUCUUUAGGUCUUUUUAGGUUAGGCUUCAUUGUUGACUUUCUAUCAAAGGCAACUUUGACUGGAUUUAUGGCUGGAGUAUCCAUCGUUGUGUCCCUCCAGCAGCUUAAAGGAUUGUUGGGGAUGACUCACUUCACUAAUAAGAUGCAGAUCAUUCCUGUUUUGUCCUCUGUUUUCAGGCAUAGACAAGAGUGGUCUGCUGAAAUCUCUAUAAUGGGCUUCAGUUUCCUUGUACUUCUACUGACUGCAAAAAAAAUUAGCUUAAAGAAACCGAAGCUAUUCUGGAUUUCAGCAGCAGCUCCAUUGACUUCAGUUAUUGUUUCCACACUUUUAGUCUUCCUCCUCAAAUCCAAAUUUGAAGAUGCUCCAAAAAUUGGUCAGUUACCAAAGGGUGUGAACCCACCUUCAGCAAAGAUGCUAUACUUUCAUCAUGGUCCUCACCUAUCUCUUGCCAUCGAAACAGGCAUUGUUACUGGCAUUUUGUCUCUCACGGAAGGAAUUGCAGUGGGAAGAACAUUUGCUUCCAAGCAGAAUUACCAUGUUGAUGGAAACAAAGAAAUGAUAGCAAUUGGUCUGAUGAACAUAAUUGGUUCUUGUUGUUCAUGCUUUGUCACUACAGGGACAUUCUCGAGAUCUGCAGUAAACUACAACGCGGGGGCAAAGACGGCCUUUUCAAACAUAGUAAUGGCAUUUGCUGUGCUUGUGACCCUUCUAUUUCUGAUGCCACUGUUUUAUUAUACUCCAAAUGUAACAUUAGCAGCCAUCAUCGUAGCAGCUGUGAUUGGAUUGAUUGACUACAACACUGUAAUCAAUCUGUGGAAGCUUGACAAGCUUGAUUUCUUGGCUUGUUGGUGUUCCUUUCUCGGGGUUCUUUUUAUCUCGGUCCAAAUAGGCCUUGCCAUUGCAGUUGGAGUUUCAGUAUUCAAGAUCAUUCUUCAUGUCACAAGGCCAAACACUGUGGUAUUGGGGAAUAUUCCAGGAACUCAAAUAUACCAAAAUCUCAAUCGUUACCAAAAUGCAAUCCAGGUUUCAUCUUUCCUUAUUCUAAGCAUUGAGUCUCCAAUCUUUUUUGCCAAUUCAACUUACCUCCAAGAAAGAAUAUUAAGAUGGGUGAGGGAGGAGGAAGAAAGGAUUAAAAACAAACGGGAGGAACGCCUCAAAUGUGUAAUUUUGGAUAUGACUGCGGUGACAGCUAUAGAUAGCAGUGGCAUUGAUGUUAUAUCUGAACUUAGGGAGAAGCUGGAGAAAAAAGCACUUCAGUUUGUUUUGGUAAAUCCCGUUGGAAGUGCAAUGGAAUCGCUCCAGUGCUCAAAGGUGCUUGAUUUAUUUCAAUUAAAUGGGCUAUAUUUGACCGUAGAAGAAGCAGUAGCUGAUAUAUCCUCCUCUUGGGAGCAUUCAAUACCAUAAACCAGUGAAAGAA
This is a messenger RNA of Ziziphus jujuba (common jujube), 2153 nucleotides long. Its product is annotated as probable sulfate transporter 3.4. Lineage: Eukaryota; Viridiplantae; Streptophyta; Magnoliopsida; Rosales; Rhamnaceae. Gene Ontology annotation, biological process: transmembrane transport. Gene Ontology annotation, molecular function: secondary active sulfate transmembrane transporter activity. Gene Ontology annotation, cellular component: membrane. Bases 74 to 2140 code for a protein of 688 amino acids. The record is from RefSeq and is a predicted model, not a curated record. The transcript has 13 exons.